Molecule: messenger RNA, 1481 nt
Organism: Antechinus flavipes (yellow-footed antechinus)
Lineage: Eukaryota; Metazoa; Chordata; Mammalia; Dasyuromorphia; Dasyuridae
Product: sperm flagellar protein 1-like
Exons: 7
Coding region: 411-1184 (257 amino acids)
Biological process (GO): regulation of cytoskeleton organization
Cellular component (GO): axoneme
Molecular function (GO): microtubule binding
Source: RefSeq, a predicted model, not a curated record
CCACGCUCCUUCCUCAUGGACCUGCCUCUAGCCCGCCUCUUGUCCCACUCUAGCCCCGCCUCCGUCUCUUCGCUCCAUUCGACGGCACCACGCGUGCCCGCCUGGCUUCCCGGUUCCCUGCCUUUAUUCGUUCCCGCCCCCUUCCCGGCUCCGCCCGCGUCCCGCCCUGGCCCUGGCCUACUCCCAGCCGCUCGGCGCAGGGCCCGCCCCCGCUCCGCCCUGGCUAGGCCUGGCUCCCUUCUGGCCCCUCCCCACGUGGCCUCGCCCCUCCUCCGGCGCGGCGCAGCCCGGCUCCAGUCCCCCCCCAGCUUCUUUCUUUGGUGACUUAUGUCCCUCCGGAGCUGCCGUCGCGCCCCGUCCGGUCUCCCGGCAACGGCGGCUCCCGGACCCCUGUUUGGAGUGACUGAGCCAUGAAUCGGCCUGGGCGCACGGUCCCGGGCUCUCUGCUGUCCACGCCGCUGCCGCUCACGGCGCUACACCACCUCUACGCCUGGGUGGACAGCGUGCCCUUCAGCCGACCAAAGCGCCACUUGGCCCGGGACUUCAGCGACGGCGUGAUGAUUGCAGAGAUUGUAAAACACUUUGAACCCAAACUUGUGGAAAUGCACAACUACAUCCCGACCAGCAACACGGAACAAAAGCUGAGCAACUGGAGCAUCCUCAACAGGAAAGUGUUCCCCAAACUUCGCUUCUAUGUCUCCGAGGAGGACAUUCGGAAGGUUGUCAUCAGCACUCCGGGGGCUAUCGAGUCUGUGCUGUCCACACUGAGGCAGAAGAUGGAAGAGAAGUGCCAAAGGAAGGCCAUCCAGGAGGCCAGGAUGAACAUGAAGGACCCCAUCGGAUUUGACAGCAUCAAUAUCAACAGGCACUUGGCAGAGCUGGAAAGCUGCAAGUCCGCCGAAUCCCUGGCUAACAAGGGCUCCUCGGGCAAGAAGGCGAUUCCCAAUCAGAAGGGAGAGGAGAGAGCCUGUGACUACUUUGGAAGGCAGGAUGUGAGUCUCAGCCAGUGCCCGCACAGUGAGCCCAACUUCCAGCAGUUACUGGAGGAGAAGGAGCAGGCUCUCGCCGUGCUCCAGGAGACAGUGCAGAUUCUACAGAUGAAAGUGCAUAGGCUGGAACACCUGGUGCAGCUGAAGGACAUGAGGAUUGAGGACCUGACGAGACACCUGAACACCCCAAAAUAAGGGAGACAUCUGGCAUGGCCUUGCCCGCCUCCACGCAUCAUGACUGCCCCUUCUCACUCUCUGACCUGAAACCUGAGGGGAUCAGGUUGUCAGGAGCAACAGUCAGGAGGGCUGUCCCUCCCCCAUUCCCCCUUCCCUUCCUUUCUUCUUUCUUCCCUUCUUCCUUUCCCCCUUUCCUCCUUCCUGCCUGCCUGCCUGCCUUCCUUCCUUUCUUCCUUCCUUUUUUCCCUUUCUCCCUCCCUUCUUUCCUCCCUUCUUCCUUCCUUCCUGCCUUCCUUCCUUCCUUCUCGCCUUCCU